UCCGAAGCCUCGGAUAUUAAUGGGGAUGGCUGGAACGAGGCAGGACUUGUGGUGGCUGGAGAGAAGGCAGAGGGUGAUACCGUCUGUCCAUGUAACUCUGAACGCAAAGACCAUGGGCGGUCAGUCUGGGGGUCGAGUUCACUGAUAAUCGGGGACGCAUGUAGAUCUUCCGAGUUCCCAUUUGGCGAGAUUGGCGACUUGGACUCCUUUCCUAGCACAUCAUCGGCCGUGUUCGCAGACCCGUCGGCACCAGACGGGCUGUGUUCAUCCUCUGCUCUUCGUCGGCGGACUACGAAGAAGAUGGCAAGGCCCACCAGUGCCAAAACAACCGAAGCAACGCUGACUAUGCCCACAAUGGCACCGGUACUGAGGUUCGAGGAGUCAUCGGUCGAGGAAGCUGUUGUGGGUCUAGGUGGAACAGCAGAUGGAGUAGACGUGGAAGAACCCGUACCAGCCGUGAAGGUUGCCUGGGAGCUUGCUGAAUCUAGAGAGGAGGUGAUUGUCUGGACUGAGGUGGUCCUGGGCUUGUGGAAGUUUGACGACAUUGGGGAUGAUGCUGGCAGUGAAGGUUUGGAAGGCAGCGGAGACGUCAGUGUUGGGACAAACUUUGUCCUUGUCACAUUUGGCUGGGGGUUUCGUGAUGUAAUCCGGAUAGUCGUUGUUCUGGAUGCACGGCAUCCACUUGAAGUCAUCGUCACAGUAGAUAAGGCCGGACCAGACAGUGGCAUCAUAAAACUUUUGAGGGCAAAUGGGAUCUUCAUAAUCUUUGUCUGUGCAACCAGCGACGUAGGUGGUGACGAAGUCUGCAUCGAAACAUGCACCUUCCUCGAGGCACAUGUCGCCGAGCUGGCAGCACCCGACGUGGCCAAGAGCCGCAUUGCCACAGGCGACAUAGUGGUUUGGAAGGGCGAUAGUCUUCGAAGAAGUCUUCCUGUAACAGGUGCCGUUGCUGAUGUUCGGGUCAAAGCCGUCGAUGGGGCCGCCGAGGUUGCGAGGAAGAAGGCGAAGGCUGGCCAUUGCAAUCCAGGCAGUUGCCCCUGGAUACUCUGUGAUGCAGUGGUAAGCAGGGCCGGCAGAACGACGGGGACUGCUGUGAAAGAUAGCAGGAGCACAAAUGAAAAAUGA
Messenger RNA from Neurospora hispaniola, 1125 nucleotides. RefSeq lists its product as uncharacterized. The annotation marks the transcript as partial. Lineage: Eukaryota; Fungi; Ascomycota; Sordariomycetes; Sordariales; Sordariaceae. The record is from RefSeq and is a predicted model, not a curated record. The transcript is spliced from 2 exons.